Messenger RNA from Phalaenopsis equestris, 1238 nucleotides. RefSeq names its product cytochrome P450 85A1-like. The coding region runs from base 1 to 1047 and encodes 348 amino acids. Lineage: Eukaryota; Viridiplantae; Streptophyta; Magnoliopsida; Asparagales; Orchidaceae. The record is from RefSeq and is a predicted model, not a curated record. Gene Ontology annotation, biological process: sterol metabolic process. The transcript has 7 exons. Gene Ontology annotation, molecular function: heme binding; oxidoreductase activity, acting on paired donors, with incorporation or reduction of molecular oxygen; monooxygenase activity.
AUGCGUGGGUUUCAGAGCAUGAGGGGGGCGCGGGAGAAAGAAAUGAGAAAAUUCGACGGUCAAUUCGAUAUAAUAAGGCUAUCUGAUGGCUUCCCUACAGUAAAGAAGCCAUUGCUUAUUAAUAACUCAAUAACCGGCACUUGCUCUGGGUUUUUUGGCCUUCUUCUUCUCUGCUGUGGUUUGUUGAGGUGGAAUGAAGUGAAAUAUAGGAAGAAGGGUCUUCCUCCAGGAACAAUGGGGUGGCCUCUGUUUGGGGAGACCACUGAGUUUCUCAAGCAAGGACCAGAUUUCAUGAAGAAACAGAGAGAAAGGUAUGGAAACUUGUUCAAAUCACAUAUACUUGGAUGUCCGACUGUAGUCUGCAUGGAUCUGGAGAUCAACAGAUACAUCCUAAUGAAUGAAAGCAAAGGACUUGUACCUGGAUACCCAAAAUCUAUGCUGGAUAUUUUAGGGGAAUGUAACAUUGCUGCUGUUACUGGUCCUCUUCACAAGUCUAUGAGGAAUGCCAUGCUUGGUCUCAUCAAUCCUUCCAUGCUGAGAGAACACCUUCUUCCUAUAAUUGAUGAAUUCAUGAGGUCACAUCUUAGUAAUUGGAAUGAUAAAGUUAUUGAUAUCCAGGAGAAAACAAAAGAGGUUGGUGAAGUUGUUUUUGAGACAUUAAGAUUGGCCACAGUUAGUAAUGGUGUUUUGAGAAAAACAACUCAAGAUAUAGAAAUAAAAGGAUUUGUAAUUCCAAAAGGAUGGAGAAUAUAUGUUUACACCAGAGAGAUCAACUAUGAUCCACACUUGUAUCACGAGCCGUUGGUCUUCAAUCCAUGGAGAUGGAUGGACAAAAGCCUAGAUUCUCACCAGUAUUUCAUGCUGUUUGGGGGAGGCAGUAGACUGUGCCCUGGGAAGGAGUUGGGAACAGUUGAGAUUGCUACAUUCCUUCACUAUUUUGUCACCAGAUACAGAUGGGAGGAAGUUGGAGUAGCAACAAUGCAUAAAUUUCCAAGAGUGGAAGCACCGAAUGGAUUACAUAUUCGUGUUAAGAGUUACCAAGCUUAGUAGUUCAGCAUCAUAUAUACCGAUAGAUAGAUGUAAUUUCACUAACACAUCUUGAUUGGAAUAUUUGUAUUUUUUUUGUUUGUUUUUUGUGGUUCUUUUUGAGGAGGUGGUGUUCAUUGUAAGGCUUGUAAAGCUGGUUUUCAGAUAAGAAGAGGAAGUCAUAUAUAUAUUACAUGUUUACUGACAAGCAA